GAGGAGGGACAGCGCUUCAGUUUGGAGCACCUUGCAUGUGAGUGUGUUUUAAGUGUGUGUGAGGGGCAUGUGUGUGUGUAUGUGUGUGCGUUUGUGUGCAAACUUUAAAUAAAAGUGUCUGCGGCAAACAAAGCUGAAGGAUAUAUUUCGAUAAAGCAUCAGAGGACUCGCAUUUCAACAUCUGUGCACCUUAGAUCUGAUGCUUCCCGCCAUCACCAUGGAAACGGAGGCCAGCCACAUGCUGGAGGCAGCUCUGGAGCAGAUGGAUGACAUCAUCGCAGGUUCAAAAGCAGCAGCGUCGGAGUUCUCUAACAGCGUGUAUGACCUGGGUUCUCCCGUCAGUGCUGGUCCACUGCAGGUCGUUCAGUUAGCUGAGGACCUCAAACUCGCCCUGGAGCUCCAGCCCAGCCAGCAGGGGAAAGACAGCCUCAGAGCACAGCUUCCUACAGAGACGGCUCAGGUUCUCAUAGAGUGGCUUCAGACGGGAACUGUGAACCUCUGCACUCCGGCCAACAAUGAGACCUACCAAGAAAGACUGCUUCGCCUAGAGGGAGACAAGGAGUCUCUGGUGCUACAGGUGAGCGUUCUGACUGACCAGGUGGAAGCUCAGGGAGAGAAGAUCAGAGACCUGGAAAGUUCUCUGGAGGAGCACCGACAAAAACUGGCCUCCACAGAGGAGAUGCUUCAACAGGAGCUGAUGAGCAGGACCUGUCUAGAGACUCAGAAGCUGGAUCUCAUGGAUGAGGUGUCGUACCUCAAACUGAAGCUCGUCAGCAUGGAGGAGACAAAUACACAGACAAAAGAGCCCGCAGAGACAGAGCAGAAUAAGGCUGAGGAUUUGAUACAAGAAGUGAGGCAACUGAAGAGCAAAGUGGGGGAGCUGGAGGGAGAGAAGGGCCAGUAUGAGAGGAAACUGAGAGGCACAAAGGCAGAAAUCGCAGAGCUCCAGCAGAUCCUUUCAUCCAAAGACACUGAAAUCGAAUGCCUGCAGACCCAGCUGCUGACCAGAGGUGGCACAGCCAAUGACAACGCAGAGAGAGACCAAGAAUACCAGAGGUUGAAGGUCGGGAUGGAGUCUUUGUUAGCUUCAAAUGAUGAAAAGGACCGACGUAUUGAGGAGCUGACCGUUCUGCUUGGUCAGUACAGAAAGAUGAGGGAUGUCAUGGCACUCACACAGGGGAGUAGUGAAGAGGAGCUGAGUGGCAGUUUGGGACUCAGAGCCAUCACACACAAAGCACACUCUGAUAUCCUCAGGUCAGAGAUAUCAUCCAGAGGAUCUUCUCCACUUAUGUUAUCCUCGUCUCCGUACCAGAGAGAGCUGGACUUUAGUAUGCAGAACCCUUUGGACAUAUCCCUGGUGUCUGCUGGGGAUCCAAGCUUCUUUAAUGGCUCGUGGCAUCAGCGCAGGUUGCUCUCCAGCAGUCUGGAAGAGCUGCAGAGUGGAUCCUUACAAAAGGCUGUACAGAUCCAGCCAGUAGAAACAGAAUCAGACGUAGGGGCAGAGAGUCCACACAUGGAGCUGAGUAAGUACCAGACUCUGCCUGGGAAGCUGAGCAAAAGGAGCAAGCUGAGGGCUGAGCUGAACGGUGACGGAGAGGAGGACGGAGAGGAGGACGAUCAGUAUUUAUCACCCGUCCGUCUCUCUCCUGUCCCUAACCACGACCAGGAACACAGACUCGUUCGCUGCAGGAGUGCCAGUGCUCCGGCUUUAGGAUCACCUGGGAAACACGACCUCUAUGAUGUUGAGCAUUCAGAGAAGCUCGGGGAGAGUGUUCUCUCAGACCAGUCCCCUCUGUCCUCUGGAGUGGACUCAGGACAGCAGUCCCCGGUCUCACCAGAACACCGCAAGAAUCACAGAGGCAUUAAGAAACUCUGGGGAAAGAUCCGUCGCAGCCAGUCAGGUAGUCCUUCCCAGGGUCAUGACCCCGAGCUCGGAGAGUUCAAGAGGGGAGGCUUCAGAGCUACAGCUGGACCGAGACUGGCCCGUUCAGGACACACACGAGACAUUAAGAUUCCUUUUUCUAAAUGGAGCACAGAGCAGGUGUGUGACUGGCUGGAGGAAAUGGGACUCGGCCAGUACAGCAUACUCGCUCACCACUGGGUCACCAGUGGUCAGACUCUGCAGUCUGCCAGCCUGCCGGACCUGGAGAGGGAGCUGGCAAUGAAGAACACGCUCCACAGGAAGAAGCUUCAGCUCGCCAUCAAGACGCUCAGCAGCAAGCAUCCUGAGAAGUCUGCAGAGCUAGACUACAUCUGGGUCACUCGUUGGCUGGAUGACAUCGGCCUCCCUCAGUACAAGGACCAGUUUAAUGAUGGGAGGGUGGAUGGGCAGAUGCUGCAGUAUCUGACUGUGAAUGACUUGUUAGUCCUAAAAGUAACCAGCCAGCUGCAUCACCUCAGCAUCAAGUGUGCCAUUCAUGUUCUCCAUGUCAACAAGUUCCACCCUAACUGCCUCAAACGCAGGCCCAACAAUGAGAACCAGUUCUCUCCCAGCGAGGUGGUCCAGUGGUCCAACCACAGAGUCAUGGAGUGGCUGAGAUCUGUGGAUCUGGCAGAGUACGCACCAAACCUGAGAGGCAGUGGUGUUCAUGGAGGGCUGAUAAUACUGGAGCCUCGGUUCAACUCGGACACGAUGGCCAUGCUGCUGAACAUCCCUACUCAGAAAACACUGCUGAGACGUCAUUUAGCCACCAACUUCAACAACCUGGUGGGAGUACAAGCUCAGCAGGAGAAGAGGGAGUACAUGGAGGCACCGGGGUACACACCACUCAGUAUAACAGCUAAAGUCAAGCCGAAGAAGUUGGGUCUGUCUAACUUGACUCACCUCAGGAGGAGAAGGCCGGAUGAGUCCACAGACUAUGUUUGUCCCAUCCAGACGUCCUCGCCACAGUCAGGACAGUCUGCGGCUAACGGUGUACAGGUUCGGCCGUACGCUGGCUUUAGAGGCCUGAGUCCCAUUCUGGACCGAGAGCCCGACCGCCCCAGAGACCAGAUGGCGAUCACAGAGGGUACCAUGUUGCAAAUAGAAGCUCUGUCUGAAAGCAUCAACAACCUUACAUACCUGCUCAGCCGAGACGAGCUGCGGAAGGAGAUGAGACGGUCUCAGACAACGCUUAUUUAAAGGACAAUGAUCCGGCGCUUCUUGCUUACUAAUGCUGUCCAUAAGUCUGACACCUGUACCGUACCUCGACCCCAGGCCUAACACUGCAGUGAGGCGGCCACGCCCACUUCUAUAAGGCUCUGAUACCUCAUCUAAGAACUUCAGACCCUCUGAAGUCACACUGCAGAUACAGUGGACCAAGAGACACAUGGGGACAUGCACAAUGUGGAAAACAAUCAUCAAGGGUCCCUUGAAAACCUUUUCUACAAUAAUGAACUAAACUGUACCUAAAGCUCUGUGUGGCUUUUUUUUACUGCUUUACUUGUUUCCCUAUGCAAUGUAUCCUAAAGAUGACCAAUGUGUUCUCUAUACUCUGUGCUGGUUUAUCAAAGAGGAGAACAGGCACACCUUAGCCAUCUGUUGUCAAAUGGUAAUCAUGAACAGCGUGUAAUUUGUUUCAUGGAGUCUGUGAUGGAAUAACACAUGAUGUUAGCCCAAACAGAGCCAGGUGAAAACACACUUUUACACUCUGAGAAUUGUGUUGAGCCAAGUAUAUCAGCCUCACCAUUUUACAUUAAGACACACAAGAAAUGCUACAACAAAGUGGUUAUUUUGUCACAUGAAGGGUCUCAGAGGCGGCAUGAUAUCAAAGGGCUGAGUAGGACAAAUACUCAGCCCUGACCACUGUUGCCUUGAAAGAAAUUGUAUUACAUCAGUGGGGAAAGUUUUUUCCAGUCCAAGUCUCCAAUAAAGCACUACCAUACAAUAAAAGCCCUUGAAAUAUCA
Labrus bergylta (ballan wrasse) is the source of this 3886-nucleotide messenger RNA. Lineage: Eukaryota; Metazoa; Chordata; Actinopteri; Labriformes; Labridae. The record is from RefSeq and is a predicted model, not a curated record.